AUGAAGCCAGAGAGGAUUUUUGGGAAGAUGGGGCAUUUGCAGAGGUUGUUGGAUAGGUUCUUGUCGUGUAGGCCGACAGGGUUGGCGAAGAAUAAUAGGAUGAUAUUGAUUGCGUUGUAUCCAGUUGUGAAAGAGAGUUUUCAGUUGUAUGCUGAUAUAUGUGAGGUUUUGGCUAUUUUGCUUGAUAAAUUUUUUGAUAUGGAGUAUCCGGAUUGUGUUAAGGCCUUCGAUGCGUAUGCUAGUGCGGCUAAGCAGAUCGAUGAGUUGAUUGCGUUUUAUAAUUGGUGUAAGGAUACUGGUGUGGCGAGAUCGUCUGAGUAUCCGGAAGUGCAGAGGAUUACAGGUAAGUUGUUGGAGACUUUGGAGGAGUUUGUGAGGGAUAGAUCCAAGAGACCUAAGAGUCCGGAGAGGAAAGAGGAGGCACCUCCUGUGCCUCAAGAGGAGGAGCCUGCACCUGAUAUGAAUGAAAUUAAGGCCCUGCCUCCACCAGAGGAUUACACUCCUCCGCCUCCCGAGCCAGAGACCAAGCCUCAGCAACCACAGUUUACUGAGGAUUUGGUGAAUUUGAGGGAGGAUUCUGUCACGGCUGACGAUCAAGGCAAUAGGUUCGCUUUGGCUUUGUUUGCUGGUCCGCCAGCCAAUAAUGGGAAUGGAUCAUGGGAAGCAUUCCCAUCCAAUGGAGAGCCCCAAGUGACUUCUGCUUGGCAGACUCCCGCUGCUGACCCUGGCAAGGCAGAUUGGGAAUUGGCAUUGGUUGAGACAGCUAGUAAUUUAACGAAGCAGAAAGCAACUUUGGGUGGUGGUUUUGAUUCAUUGUUGUUGAAUGGAAUGUAUGAUCAGGGAACGGUGAGGCAACAUGUUGGCACUGCUCAAUUGAGUGGAGGCAGUGCUAGUAGUGUGGCGUUGCCAGGGCCUGGAAAGACAACAACGCCUGUUUUGGCUCUUCCGGCUCCAGAUGGAACAGUCCAGGCAGUUAAUCAGGACCCUUUUGCCGCAUCUAUGAGCGUUCCACCUCCUUCAUAUGUCCAAAUGGCUGACAUGGAGAAGAAGCAAACCUUACUUGUUCAGGAGCAGGUGACAUGGCAACAAUAUGCCAAGGAGGGGAUGCAGGGUCAAGCUAGUUUGGCCAAGAUCAAUGGUGCUGGUUACUACAAUGCAGGUCCUAUGCCAAUGAUGCCUUACGGAAUGCCACCUGUCAAUGGAAUGGGGCCACCGCCGGCUGGGUAUUACUACCAUCCUUACUGA
Dovyalis caffra is the source of this 1245-nucleotide messenger RNA. Lineage: Eukaryota; Viridiplantae; Streptophyta; Magnoliopsida; Malpighiales; Salicaceae. The record is from the annotation of a GenBank genome assembly.